This is a messenger RNA of Abrus precatorius (Indian licorice), 1116 nucleotides long. RefSeq names its product ribonucleoside-diphosphate reductase small chain. Bases 102 to 1091 code for a protein of 329 amino acids. The record is from RefSeq and is a predicted model, not a curated record. Gene Ontology annotation, biological process: deoxyribonucleotide biosynthetic process. Gene Ontology annotation, molecular function: oxidoreductase activity. NCBI's taxonomy places the organism in Eukaryota, Viridiplantae, Streptophyta, Magnoliopsida, Fabales, Fabaceae. The transcript has a single exon.
UCCCUCUAUUUAAAACCCUCAGCCUUCGCCUCAAAACACAAACUCUCUAAACCCCAAAAACCAAAGCCUUAACCUCCAAUAUCUCCGGUUACGAAACAACAAUGCCUGCCAUUCCCGAAGAACCCUUACUCGCUCCAAACCCAGAUCGCUUCUGCAUGUUCCCAAUUCAAUACCCUCAGAUAUGGGAAAUGUACAAGAAAGCCGAAGCCUCCUUCUGGACUGCAGAAGAAGUUGACCUCUCCCAAGACCUCCGUCACUGGGACUCCCUCACCGACGGCGAACGCCACUUCAUCACCCACGUCCUGGCCUUCUUCGCGGCCUCAGAUGGCAUCGUUUUGGAAAACCUCGCCGGACGCUUCAUGAAAGAAAUCCAAGUCUCCGAGGCACGCGCCUUCUACGGCUUCCAAAUCGCCAUCGAAAACAUUCACUCCGAAAUGUAUAGCCUCCUCCUCGAAACCUACAUAAAAAACUCCGAAGAGAAAAACCGCUUGUUCCACGCCAUUGACACCGUUCCUUGCGUCAAGAAGAAAGCCGAGUGGGCCCUACGCUGGAUCGACGCCUCCGAUUCCUUCGCCGAACGACUCGUCGCAUUCGCGUGCGUCGAAGGGAUAUUCUUCUCUGGAAGCUUCUGCGCCAUUUUUUGGCUCAAGAAGCGCGGGUUAAUGCCUGGUCUAACCUUUUCGAACGAGCUUAUUUCACGCGACGAGGGGCUUCAUUGUGAUUUCGCGUGCUUGCUGUAUUCUUUGAUGAGGAAGAAGCUGAGUGAGGAGCGCGUGAGGGAGAUCGUGCGUGAUGCGGUGGAGAUAGAGAGGGAGUUUGUGUGCGACGCGCUUCCCUGUGCGUUGGUGGGAAUGAAUGGGGAUUUGAUGAGUCAGUAUAUUGAGUUUGUGGCGGAUAGGUUGUUGGAUGCACUUGGGUGUGGGAAGGUGUAUAAUGUGCAGAACCCGUUUGAUUGGAUGGAGCUGAUUUCGCUGCAGGGCAAAACUAACUUUUUUGAGAAGCGCGUUGGGGAGUAUCAGAAGGCUUCCGUUAUGUCGAGUUUAAACGGCAAUGGUGGGGCCCACGUGUUCAAGAUGGAUGAAGACUUCUAAUUUAUGAUAAUCACUUCUAGAACCC